UGGUAGGCAUUACACAGGAAGAGAGUCGUGUAGGAAAAAAAGAAACGGGACGCCCUCCUCUUCCUCCUCCUCCUCCUCCUCCUCUUCUCUUGGCGGAUAACGGUGUCCAAGAAGUUAUCCAGGACCGACGCAGACAAUAGUCUUAUCUUGCGGGCUUUGCUACGCGUCCAUCACUACUUAUUAAUGCUGUCCGCGUCCGUAUUGUGUCACACAAAGAGGGAAACACUCGGCUGAAAUCAUAUCAUGGACGAUUUGGGAGUGCCUGAGCCACCUAACUACCCUCUCAGUCCUCGUAUUGUUGUGUUUGAUGCCCUCCUUGCUGAUCUGGAGAACACCGGCUCUCCUCUAGCUCGGUGCCCUGUCCUGCUCACCUCUGACCCUCCACAAAAUGCCGAUGCUCCCACCGAGGACACCACCCAAGCCCGGCCACCGCCGCCCGCCUACACCCCGCAGCAGACUGUUUCUUCUGCAAUGAAAUCUACCCAGAACUCCAACCCAGACAAAUUAUACAGCACAGUGUGUAAACCGCGCUCUCCCCGCACAACAGAUCCUCCCCCAGCCUUCUCCUCCUCCUCGCUGUUGGGUGGAGGUCUGAGUGAGCUGGACCAUCUGUUACAGGAGCUGAAUGCCACCCAGUUCAACAUCACAGAUGAGAUCCUUGCCCAGUUCCCUUCUUCUAAGAAAGAUGAGAGGGACAAGAUUAAGGAUAAGGCCACGACCUCCUCUUCCAGCUCUGCGAAACCUUCAGCAACAUCAGCCACACUGGAAUUGGACAAACUGAUGGCUUCCCUGUCAGACUUCAGAGUCCAGAGCACGCCAACGCCAGCCAACCCUGUCACCCCAGUGGUGACAGCGCCACAGCAGCAGCCCGCCACCCCACCACAGCCCUCAUCUGGCGGCUCAUUGGACAGCAUGCUGGGUCUGCUUCAGUCAGACCUGAGCCGACAAGGAGUUCAAACAUCGUCCAAGGGAAACUGUUCAGCUUGUCAGAAGCCAGUGGUAGGACAGGUGGUAACAGCUCUUGGGAAGGUGUGGCACCCGGAGCACUUCGUGUGCACUGAGUGUGAGACAGAGUUAGGCAGUCGCAACUUCUUCGAGAAGGACGGACGGCCAUACUGCGAGUCGGACUACUUCACGCUCUUCUCCCCUCACUGCGCACAAUGCAACAAGCCCAUUCUAAAUAAAAUGGUCACCGCUCUGGAUAAGAACUGGCACCCAGAGUGUUUCUGCUGUGUUAAGUGCAGCCGGGCGUUUGGAGAGGAAGGUUUCCAUGACCGUGAGGGCCAGCAGUACUGCCAGCAGUGCUUCUUGACUCUGUUUGCUUCCCGCUGUCAAGGCUGCAGCCAGCCCAUUCUGGAAAACUACAUCUCAGCACUCAACUCCCUCUGGCACCCACAGUGCUUUGUGUGCAGGGAGUGCUACAGCCCCUUCGUCAAUGGCAGCUUCUUCGAACACGAGGGUAACCCUCUGUGUGAGGCCCACUACCACCAGUCCCGUGGCAGCAUGUGUCAGGCCUGCCAGCAGCCAAUCCUCGGCCGCUGCGUCACCGCCAUGGGGGCCAAAUUCCACCCCCACCACCUUGUGUGUCACUUCUGCUUGAAACCCCUGAGCAAAGGCUGCUUCAAGGAGCAGGAGAACAAACCCUACUGCCACCCCUGCUUCAUCAAACUCUUUGGUUGAGGACACAGCAGGACGUUGCAGGACGUUGCAGAGCCUCCUCCUCUUCCUCCUCCUCCUCCUCCUCCUCCUCCUCUGGGUCACCAAGUGAAGAAGCUGUUAUGACUCUGAGUUCUCAGUUUGUUUGUUUUUUUUACUGUGGGAAUGAGGGUGGAGCUGGUCUCUUUCUUGGUUUUAAGAAUAUUAGAGUUGAUAGAGGGAGGGGAAUAAAAAGAGAAUCAUGCAACCCAAUUAAUUUCUGUUUAUUUAAAAAAAAAAAAGAAAAAAAAAAAGUGGACUGUGUUUAGACUGGCAGUGUGAAAUAUGACUCCAACAUUUGUUAGACAGAUAAAAAAUGAUGCCAAAGGAUUUUGUAUGUAUAGUCUUUUACAUAGUGUAUUGAUUCAAAUUGAAUACUGAAAAUUGAAUUCUUUUGCCAAAGGUAGAAACGAAACAUUAUACUGAGAGAAAAUGUAUUGUUUCAGUGAAGGAUUUGUACUGUUGAGCAAGGAAAUCCCCUUUAAUAUAUUUGCUUUAUAUUGCAAAACGUAUAAGUGCCACUGCGAUUUGCAUUUAUAUAUUGUACGCUGACUGCUAUAUACUGUAUGUUUUUGUGUACGCUGUCAUAUGUUUAAUGUCAGAUAUUUUGCAUUAUUCUUUCACUAUUGCCCUAUGCAAUUUGCUAAAAACAAUUCCAAAGAAUAAAGGAGAACACAAUUUG
This is a messenger RNA of Dicentrarchus labrax (European seabass), 2377 nucleotides long. Its product is annotated as transforming growth factor beta-1-induced transcript 1 protein. The coding region runs from base 244 to 1680 and encodes 478 amino acids. The record is from RefSeq and is a predicted model, not a curated record. Lineage: Eukaryota; Metazoa; Chordata; Actinopteri; Moronidae. The transcript has 12 exons.